This is a messenger RNA of Fusarium oxysporum Fo47, 2046 nucleotides long. RefSeq names its product transcription factor domain-containing protein. Gene Ontology annotation, biological process: positive regulation of transcription by RNA polymerase II. Gene Ontology annotation, molecular function: DNA-binding transcription factor activity, RNA polymerase II-specific; transcription cis-regulatory region binding; zinc ion binding. The transcript is spliced from 3 exons. Gene Ontology annotation, cellular component: nucleus. The record is from RefSeq and is a predicted model, not a curated record. The coding region runs from base 1 to 1974 and encodes 657 amino acids. Lineage: Eukaryota; Fungi; Ascomycota; Sordariomycetes; Hypocreales; Nectriaceae.
AUGCCUAGCGGGGCUCGAUCGCGCAGCGGAUGCGCCGCAUGCAAGUCCCAACGGUUGAAGUGCGAUGAGACUUGGCCGUCUUGCGGCAGAUGUAAUCGCCUCGGUAUGAACUGUUCUGGGCCGAUUAUCCGUCUGAGAUGGUCACAAAAGCACCAAGCACGUCCCGAUAACAGACUCCAAAAGCGAACAACACAUACGAAGCAGAGUCUACAGCCAUGGACGACUAGGCACUCCAAUGUUCCAGGCCAGCCGGAAGCUGCUCUCCUGCAUUCAAACUUCUCUUCGUUGCCAUUGGUGUUUGACACUCCGGCUGUCGACGGAAAUUAUGCCCUUUCUCCCAACCACGGCGGCGAUAGCUGGAUUGAUGAAGCGUUCGGAGACAUGAUGCCGGAACUCAUGUCAUUUGGUCUCAUACCGAAUGCUACCACGACAUCAAUCCAAACGCCAGAACUGGUGCAAAUGACAGAGGAAUUCGGCCCAACAGCCGAGACGGCGGUGUUAGACCCAAGAGAGUCAUUACACCAGGAGGGGGAGAUCUCAGCAUCACCCAUAACACCUUUACCGAUUGAUACGAACCGACCGCAAAGCGUCUCAUCUCAACCAGUGCAAAUCGCGAAGACGACACAGCCUUGCACUUCGACAGUUGUCGACCGACCUUUCAACGAUUACAGUACCAUUCUCGUCGAGUACUACUUCAAAGAUACAGCCGCUAUACUCGCCCUAUACGACAGCGAGAUGAACCCAUUCCGUUCAACCGUCUCUCGCGUAUGGACAUCCUCCGAACUCAUAUACUGUACACUGCAGAGCAUGGCUGCGUCAUUUCUCUCCAAUGUCUAUCCUCAGUUGCUAAAUACCGGACUCUACUUUCGACAAAAAGCCAUCCAUCUUCUUAAUGAUCUUGAUGACUCUUCAAUCCAUGAACAGGCGCUGAUAGCCUUGUUCAUGAUUGGUGGAACAGCUAGCUGGUUUGAUGUCAACGACACUGGUUCCGAAUAUUUUCCCCGCCUUAAGAAGCAUGUACAGAGUCUGAAGACUUCCGGUCGCAUGUCGCCGACAGGACAGAGCCAAGCAUUCUUCGAGAAUACUUUGGCUUGCUGGGAAAUUUCAUGGCUGUCAAUCUUCGAAUGCACUCUAACUCUGAUCAGACCGGCAGAUCCAGAUCCAAAACCUGGAUCGAUAUUCCCCGUGGUCCAGAUACCACAUCCUGUAACCGGAGUCGCGCACGAGAUCCAUGCUACUCUCGCAAGGGUCGGUCGUUUGGUCAGAAGAAAUCGUCGUCGUGCCAUGUCCAAACAAUUCCUCACACGGGAUAGCAUUUUGGAGGCGCAUCGCGAGGUUGAUGAAGCAGCGGAAUUAGAAAUAUUCCUCACCAACCUGCAAGUUCCGUUAGAGUCCGCUAUAGUGCAAACGGGCGACUCACAAACACCAACCUGGCAUCUCACAGCCCUUGCAGAAGUGUAUCGCUUCGUUGGCCUUAUUCAGCUGUAUCAUGUCUUCCCCGACACUCUUGUAUCGAGGAUGAACCUCCAGAAUUCACAUCCUGGGGGAGAUGUCGCUGAAGUAUCUGCCCAUGAAGCGGAAGAGAGGUUGAGACAGUUCACGCUCAAGGCCGUCGAGAUCCUCCGCUCAAUACCUGCUGAAUCUGGGACCAAGGACUUUCAUCCAUUCUUGAUAGUCGCAAUCUGCAGUGGACUAAAAAUUCCAGUAGUCGAAGUGUCAGCCUCUCCCCAGACCAUGGCGGGCUUGAGGAACUCGUUAGCUCUAGUGGCGGCUGAUGUUCAUCGGGCGCGGGGAUUUCUGAGGGGCCGACUACAACUGCUUUUGCACUCUCUUCCCAAGAACCCAAUCCAGCGCUGCAUCGACAUAGUCGAGGCUACUUGGACCGAAACAGACAAUCGUCAUGGGAUUUCAGGACGACCUACGUACUGGAUGGAUGUGAUGAUGCAGAAUAACUGGGAGACUUUUAUGGCAUGAUGAGCGAUAAUUGUCAGCCAUUGUUUUCGCAUGGGAGAUGCAAAAUGCCUCAAUUGACAGAUGUCUCGACCG